Cyclopterus lumpus (lumpfish) is the source of this 3112-nucleotide messenger RNA. It is a transcript of the gene prr5a, whose product is annotated as proline rich 5a (renal). Gene Ontology annotation, cellular component: TORC2 complex. The coding region runs from base 204 to 1631 and encodes 475 amino acids. The record is from RefSeq and is a predicted model, not a curated record. The transcript has 11 exons. NCBI's taxonomy places the organism in Eukaryota, Metazoa, Chordata, Actinopteri, Perciformes, Cyclopteridae. Gene Ontology annotation, biological process: TORC2 signaling.
UUUGCAUCUCGUCAAAACAAAGCGGGGGCGAGCCAUUGAGCGAGCGGCUGGUUCAUGAAUGAGUCCCCCUCUAGCGCACAGCAGGUCGGAUCCUCCAUCCGCCUGCACCCCGAUGCCCGUUUGGGUGCGCAGACCUACGGCGAACAGUAGAGGAGCUAGCCGCUGAUGAGCCCGGGACCGUAAACACUUCGCACCAGAGCUGCAUGCCCGUUUCAUCCCAUCAGGAACAAACCAAAGGAUCAGGCGCGAUGCUUGAUGGACUCCGGCGGAGGCACGCCUCGCGGCCCUCCUCCCGACCCCUGUCACUCAACUUCAGCACCUUCUCUGCCCCUCCCCCAAGCCCAGACAUGGACAGCAGCAGUGAGCAUCCAAUCAGGAGGACUUUGCACCGGCUGAAGUUGAUGAGCUCCCCCAGCCUCAGCGAGCUGGGAAAGAGCGAGAAAGGUUCACCAGAGGACCGAGGAGAGAAGCAGAAGAGGGCAGGAGCCAACGCCACCUGGAACGGUAUCCACAACGCUGUCAUAGCAGUGUUCCAGAAGAAAGGUUUGGCAGAUAACGAACUCUACGUCCUCAACGAAGGUGUCCGGCAUCUGUUGAAGACUGAGCUGGGGUUUUUCUUCACAGAGUACCUUCAGAACCAGUUGCUCACGAAAGGCAUGGUCAUCCUUCGGGACAAAAUAAGGUUCUACGAAGGUCAGAAGUUACUUGACUCCCUGGCAGAGACCUGGGACUUCUUCUUCUGUGAUGUUCUCUCGAUGCUGCAGGCCAUCUUCCACCCGGUUCAGGGUAAGGAGCCCUCUGUCCGACAGCUAGCUCUGCUUCACUUCAGGAACACCAUAGUCCUGAGUGUAAAGUUAGAGGACGCCCUGUCUCGGCCUCGGGCCCGUGUGCCGCCCUCUGUUACACAGAUGCUGCUUAUUCUACAGGGGGUCCAUGAGUCGCGCGGCGUGAACGAGGACUACCUGAGACUUGAGUCCCUGAUUCAGAAGGUGGUCUCGCCCUACCUGGGCACACACGGGCUUUACUCUGAAGAUGGUACUGAGGCCCAUUGCUGUGUUCUGGAGAAGCGUUUACCGUGGGGCUGGUCCAAGUCUGCAGAUCAACCUUCUAAAAACCCUGUGGUACGAUCGAAAAGCUACAAUAUCCCUCUGCUCCUGACCCCUGUGGCGGAGUAUGACCCAGAUGCCAGCUCUGUUGGCAGUGGAGGAAUUCGGCGCCACUCGGCCUGUGAGAUUAUAACAUGCCUGGAAGAACAAGGACUGGCCUACGCUGACUUGGCCUCAGGAUCUGAACUGUCUGGCCCUUCCUCCAACAGGCUGCGUGUGGGCUCUCACUUCAAUGGUAUUGUACAAGCGGGCCCGAGUGCCAUGGCCUUGCCUCUUUCGUCUCCUUCUAUCCUUACCCUUCAUUCCUCAGGAGCGCUGCACGGCACUGAGGCCACAACAACAAUGACUGAUCUCAGUAAGGGUGCAUCCUCCACACCGCCCAGUGAAUCAUCCAGCCCUGAAACCAUAAUUGGACAAGUGCUUGAGUCUGCCGACUCAGACUCAGAUGGGAUAUUUAUUGAUUUUCCACCUCAUUCCUCGGAGGCUAUGGGGUACUGCCGCGAGAGCAGACAGAGCACCGUGUAGCUGUGGUUGCCUUUUAGGAGGGCAAAAUCUAAAAAAUAAUACAGCUACAUAUCAUUAAAUUAGUGCCAUCUUCCUUUCUUACGAGUCUAUUCCAAAUGCUUUCACUGAUGAGUGCAAACCUUGCAGAUCUAAAAUGUCAACUUUUUUUUAAUUUUUAUAUUUGGUCCAACAACAUACAAAACAAAUCCUAGUGGAAUAAGAUAAUGGACUGAAAGGUUUUACCAGGUUUCCAACUUGAGGAAAAUGUAGUUGUGAGUGACUUUAGCCAGGCUUUUUAUCCUGAGCGUUCAAAUGUUUUCAUAAACCAAAAUCAGUCAGAUUAUAUUCUUAAUGGACACAUCUGGUGACAUUCUAUAUUUCUCUUAUUGACAAAGAAAUUGUUUGAGAAUACCAAAAUCAACAAUUAAGUUUAGCCUCCGUAGCCGAAGCAUGAUUUAUCUUGCCACUGCCACAAAUCCUAAAUCUAAUAACACAUCCAAAACCUACCACACAUGUUUCUUCACUUGUAUAAACGUAGCCACUGUAGUUUAUUUUGACUCAAUGCCACAUUCACAUUGAUGGUUCGUAGAAAAAUGCAACAAAAAUGUCCCCAACAAAUGCACUAUUUACUCUUGUUAUUUGUGAAAGGUACAGUACCAAAGAAUGAUUCUGCUUUCUUGAAUAUGAAACUAUUUAUUUGUAACCCAUUUUUAGAGAUGCAUGUCUUUAGUAGAAAUAAAUGGGCUUGGAGCUGAGUUUCACAGUCACGUUGGGGAAGUCAGAAAGUAUUGAGUGAUGGACACAUUGGGGUUUUUGGUCUUUUCAUGAGAUUUGUUGACAAUAUCAAAAAUAUACAAUAUUGCCUUUUAAAUCAUAGAGGAGCAUGUUAAUCCUUAAAAAAAUUGAGUUAUGAUAUUUUCAAACAGCACCAGUUUUGUUUACCUUUACUGAGGAGAUGGCUGUUAACAGCCACUAUUUAUCCGGAAAACAGACAGAAACUUUCUUUUUUUUCUCAUGGAUUUGUUUUUGUAUUUGUGUAUUUUGAACCUCAUAACAGUUUAUAUGUUGUGGUUAUGUUUUGUUGUCUGCCUCUUGGCAGUAAUAAGGUCUUCUGCUCUCUCUCUUAUGUGCGAUAGCUUAUGAAAAUGUGGACUGUUGAUUUGUUUUUUAUUGUCAGCGGGUGUCAUAGAGGUUUAAUGCAAACAUCUCUUCUUAGAGCAAAUAUCAGUGUGACAGCAUUUGCUUUUCUGUAUUAGCUCUGUACAGCAGCACUCUGAGGAAUGACUAUGUUUAUUGUUUACAUUUGAUAAAGACAUGAACAUUUUUUAACUGAAUGUCGUCUCACGCACUACAUUUUGCACCACCACUACCUUGUAAAUAAAAAUGCAUUGCUGGCUUUUAAGACAGCUAGAUGGUGUAAAGUGAGCGUUUACCUUUAAAUGAAUUGAAAUUUAAAUAAGGGCUUUUUAACUGAAUCUUUUUCAAACAAUGUUUUACCUCAA